This is a messenger RNA of Penicillium chermesinum, 1233 nucleotides long. Its product is annotated as wax synthase family protein. Lineage: Eukaryota; Fungi; Ascomycota; Eurotiomycetes; Eurotiales; Aspergillaceae. The transcript has 2 exons. Gene Ontology annotation, biological process: lipid metabolic process. The annotation marks the transcript as partial. The record is from RefSeq and is a predicted model, not a curated record.
AUGGAUAUCUCUCCCGUGCUGGCUUCCUGGGUUGUCACAAACCUCCAGCCGCUUACGACCAUACUCUUGCUCUGCACCACCAAAAAGGGUCACCCACUGCGAUGGCUCAAUGUUGUAAUUCUGAUAGCCCUGGUCGUCAUACAUGGAAGGUAUAUACACCUGCUAAGCAUGAGUAACCCGAGCGAUGUGAUGCAGCGUAUCAGCCCUCUUCCAGUACUGUUACACACCAUGGUUCUCUUCAAGGGAAUCGACUAUCAGGAUCUGCAAGCACAGCAGAAACCUGAGGACCAAAACUCGCGGAUGGCAAGCAUAUGGACCGCUAUGCGAUUGACGAUGGAUUACUCUGCAGUUGGGACGCGCUGGCAAGUGCGCAAUGUGCCCAAGAUGCCCGCUUGGCUUGGCGCCAAUCCCACGCGCAGUCGUUUCCUGGUGCGUCAGCUAGCAGUGAUAAGCUGGCAGUAUCUCGCCCUAGAUUUCAUGCAGCGGAUGAUUCGUGAGGACGAGUUCAUUUGGAAUGAAAUCAUUGCAGUACUGCUUGAACCCACCACUACUGCGAAGCACUCCUGGCUUGUUGAAGUGACUAUCAAUGUUGUGAUUUGGCAUCUUCUCGCUCGUUUGUCCCUGGACUUUAAGUGGCGUGCCACAUCCAUUGUGGCGGUUGGCUUGGGGAUCUCCGAGCCUGCGAAUUGGCCCCCAAUGUUUGGGAGUAGUUUUGAGGCCUACAGCAUACGGAACUUCUGGGGAAAAUACUGGCAUCAACAGCUCCGUUGGCCGUUGACAGCGACGAGUUCCUUCCUCCUCCGUGACAUCCUCCGCAUGCCUCGACCGUCAAUACUUGAACGCUACACGAAUAUUGCCUUGUCAUUCUUGCUUUCUGGUUUGAUUCAUCUCGCAGCGCAAUAUAAAGGAUCAACGUUUGAUAAACCUGGCGCUGUUGCAUUCUUUACCUCAUUUGCCCUGGGUAUAAUCAUUGAAGAUGGAGCCCAAGAGCUCUGGUCACGACUUACUUCGAGUGACAGCAACGAAAAAGAGAAAGAUACAAAAACAGCCGUGUGGAAGAAAGCGGUUGGAUAUGUCUGGGUUAGUAGCUGGUUGAUAGGGCUCGGCGCAUUCUAUUCAUACGAUAUGGCUUACAUUGCGCUUAUCGAGGCCAUGCCACUUCCGGUGAAUCUCUCGUCACUGUUGACGGUACCAAUUACCGCCCUUUUACUUGGGGGAGGAUUGCUGUUCGGG